AUGAACACUCCGCCCCAACCCCUAAUUAACUUCAUGCCUAAGAUCUGGGAGAUAGUCGAAAAGAUUGAAGGGAAUAUCGUGACCCAGUCCGAGCAAAAUUUCAUUGAUGGUAGGGGUCCUGCAUACGUUGCUGGAAAGGUUUUGUGUCGCCCCUCCGGUGCGCAAGGGCCCCUCGGGUUCUUGCGUAUCUACCAGCAGAUACCCUGGCUUGGAACAGAAUUGCAAAAGGCUUCAGUCCGAGCUGCCCAGGCUAUCGGGCCCUUCGAGCCCCCAGAGCUCCAAGCCCUGAAGCACUUCAAGCAGCGAGGCUGUAAAGUUGUUCCCGAGCUUCUUGGAUAUCAGUUUGGGAAGCAGGAUAAGGGAGAUAUCAUAUCGGGCGGAUUUGUCACAUAUGUGAUAUGGGAGAAGGUGCCUGGCGAGCCCUUGGAAUUCACCCGGUUCUGGAAUUGCACUUUCUCGGAGCGGCAAAACAUUCGCGUCAAGUUCCGACAGAUUUGCGAGUACGUUGCCUACGCGAUUGCCUAUUCAGGGCUGACAUGA
This is a messenger RNA of Penicillium roqueforti, 540 nucleotides long. RefSeq lists its product as uncharacterized. NCBI's taxonomy places the organism in Eukaryota, Fungi, Ascomycota, Eurotiomycetes, Eurotiales, Aspergillaceae. The record is from RefSeq and is a predicted model, not a curated record. The transcript has a single exon. The coding region runs from base 1 to 540 and encodes 179 amino acids.